Molecule: messenger RNA, 2848 nt
Organism: Trametes versicolor FP-101664 SS1
Lineage: Eukaryota; Fungi; Basidiomycota; Agaricomycetes; Polyporales; Polyporaceae
Exons: 6
Coding region: 30-2570 (846 amino acids)
Biological process (GO): ubiquitin-dependent endocytosis
Cellular component (GO): cytosol; cytoplasm; plasma membrane
Molecular function (GO): ubiquitin protein ligase binding; protein-macromolecule adaptor activity
Source: RefSeq, a predicted model, not a curated record
CCACGACAUCCCCCACCCUCACGUUAUCCAUGCCCACCGUACUGAAGGCGCAUCCGCACAAGAACUCGCUCGACAUCCGCCUCGCUGAGUCUGUGGUCUUCCUGCGCGCGGGAGAUGCCACCGGCCGACAAAGAAACCUUCAGGCCGAUGCGCCGCCGGGCAUGGUUCGAGGCCUGCUCGUCCUCAAUCUGGCCAAACCGACGAGGAUUACCAGCAUCGAGAUAGAACUGGUUGGGAAGACGGUGACGGCAUGGCCUGAAGGCGUUGGUGCACGCAGGAUAGAGAUAACGGAGGAACAUGAGAUCUACUCCCAAUCAUAUGUCUUCUUCCGCGCCGGUCAAACUCCUGGAGCAGGGUCUCGCCGUAACCUUUCGGUCGGGCCCGGCUUGUCUUUAGAGCACGAAGACGAAGAUCACUCCGAACGGUCCAGCUAUGUUCAGCGGGACGGACAAACCGAGGAAGACCGCGGCAGGUCUCCAUACCCCCACACUAUGGAUCAGAACCGGAAUCACAGGCGAUACAUGAGCGUCGACCAGACCCACUUCCAACGUACCUUCGUUUCGCAUCGUCAAAAUGCCGAGCUGCCCGCGAAUCUACCUCUUACUCCGCCGUAUACGCCCACAUAUUCUCCCGAAGCAACUCCGCAUUUGAGCCCUACGACAACGGUUAUGCAACGUUCACCGUUUGGGACGUUCGACGAGUCUCCCGCGCGGAGUCUCGAUGACUUGCGGCGUGCGUUCCAAACAGAGCUCGAAGGAGAGCACCACCACUACCACAGCUUUGCAUAUGAUCGCACGCGUUCACAAUCGCGAACCGGUGCCGGAUCAUCUGCGAGCAUCCUGUCUCGCCCGCCUGACUCCCGUCGCGUCAGUUUUGACGACGAUCGCGAGUUCCAGGCCGGAAGCAGCGCGUCACAGCUUCCGCAACGCAUGCCCUCCCAACCGCCGGUACGCGGUGCUGGCUCGCGUACACCAUCAAGGCAGAGAGAAGCGGAUGGGGAUGACAGAGGGCGGAAGAACAAACCGUUCACCUUCGCGAGCGCUUUGCUAGAGGCGAUGAAGGACCGCGUACGCUCGAAGUCUCCCCUUAUCGAGCGCGAGGCUCAUCACGGCGAGGUUACUCCUCCUCGUGGUCGGGCGCGCGACCGUGUCAUCUUGGAAGAGCCGGAGAAGCCAAUUCUCAAGGAACUGUCGGCCCUCGGCAGAGUAGGCGAGGCUCUCGGUUUCGAUGUGGACGAUGGACGAGAACAUGGUGACGGUUGGAAGGAAUUUCGCAGAGGUGUAUAUACAUAUCCUGUAUCCUUCGCCAUUCCUGCGAAUUCGCCUCCAACUCUGCACGUCGACUAUGGCUCGGUACAAUGGAAGCUCAAGGCCGUAGUACAUCGGCCAGGCGCGUUCAAAGCCAAACUCCAAACUUCUCACGAUCUCACCGUCGUCACAACGCCGUGUGAAGAUGAGACGGAGGAGUCCGAGAGCAUCAUCGUAGAACGACAAUGGGACACGCAGAUGCAGUACCUCAUCGCGAUUUCCGGCCGCAGUUUCCCCCUCGGUGGCACGAUGCCUAUCAGCAUCACAUUCAUGCCAUGGACAAAGAUGAAGAUUCAUCGAGUUUCUGUCCUCAUCGAAGAGCGAGUGGACUACUGGACACAGUUCAAGCGCAUAUCGCGCACGGACCCUAUCAUUAGAAACUCUUUACUCGCAUUGAAGUACGCUAAGAAGGAUGGGCCGCCUAUCCUUCCACUCCUUUCCGACGACCCGGAUGCCUUUAGGCAGUCACCGCUCAUUGACAUCAUCGACCCGAGCGACGACCUCGGGCAGGUGGUGUCCAACCUCAUGGGCCCCGGUCCCUGGACGAUCCGCAAGAACCUGCAGCUACCGAAGACGGGAGAGUCGCUCCACACGACGAACAAGAACAAGCGGAGCAACAUCUCGGUUUCGCAUAUGCUGAAGAUUAUCUUCCGCGUGGAGCGCGGUGACGACUGCGCAGUUGACCCGCAGACGGGCAAGCGGAAGCUGUUUGAUAUUGUCGUCCAGACUCCAGUGCAUAUCCUCUCCCACCUGUGCAACCCCGACUAUAUAUCCCUUCCACCGUACUCUCAGCUCCCCGAUCCCGCAACUGCGCUGGCCCACCACCCCACCCUCAGCAUCCUCACCGACGGCGACAUCCACGUCAGCGCGGCACCAAUCGUCGUCUCUCCCGCCCACCUACGUGACGGCUCUCACACGCCCAUCCGGUCGCCAUCUAUGUCUGCCCACCCCUCGACCACCAACUCCCUCUCCGGCGCUGCGCCGUCUCCCGGCGUUCUACAGCGCAGGGAGUCCGGGCUCUCGGACGACUCCCUACCGAGCGGCGCGCAGAGCCCCAUCGGGGGCCCGGGUGGAGCGGCGGUCGCGGCGACGGUGAGCCCGCCACUCUCGCGCCGGCACUCGCUGGAACGCCAGACGACGGAGCUGUUUGAGCAGCUCAUCGCGGGCGAAGUGAGCGAGGAGGGCGAGGCGCCGCCGUCGUAUGCGGCUGCGGUCGAGGGCGUCGUGGGUGCGCACGCGCCGUCGUCGAACGCGUCGCACUGAAGGCGGUUCAGUGGAAGUGAAAGCGAAAGGGAAGUAUAAGGACGUGAUGUUGUAAUAUGGGUGGUUGUACAGGGGAAUCUAGGACUUCGUGCGCUUCGGUGGGGUUUGGGUGCGCGUGAGUAUCUUUUAAUUUUAUUUCUUCAUUUUCAUCCUAGGCCUGUUGGACCGGUAGUGAUCGCUUAUGCAUACUUGCUAGAGAUAUGACGUUAUGAUAGCCAUACGAAGCCAGCUCUGUGUAUCCUACGUGUAUUCGAGUAGCCUAAUAGAAGUAGAUGUGA